CGCGUACUGAUGUCGUCGGAAUGAAGCAAGAAUUGAAUACAAGAGAUGAGAGAUUGUAGCGAUUUUGGAAGUGAGAAAGGAGGGAAGAGCGUAAACGACGCCAUCUUCGAUGUCACGAAGUCCUCCUGUGAUGGCAACUGGGUGUCAAUCUAGUUUGACAUGCAUCAGGGGUGUGCAGCAUGGUACUGACAAGAUGGUGAGGGCGUGGGGGAUGUCCUCGCGUAGGACGCCACACUUUUUCCUUGACUGCUUUCGCUUGCUUUCGAUCGCACGCAUAUUUGCCACCUUCGCCAUCGCUUGCUCUCACGCGGACACAUCCUUUGUCAUUGUUCCCACGCCCUUCUUCAUGACCUUUGCCUUUAUACCCCAUCCUUUGGCUUCUGUCCUCGCUUUUCAUCGUCCCUCACCUCUCUUCUCUCUGCUUUCUCGUCUUCUCUUACUCUCCACCUUUAUUCAUUUAAUGCUUCGCAACACCAUGGCCGACAAUCAUCUGAGCCUGUUCUGUCUUGUUGAUGGAGACUCUACACCAUUCUCUGUAGACAUCGAUCCAUCAAAGACGGUUGAUCACCUCAAGGACGCAAUCAAAAUCAAGAAGACUCCUCGGUUUGAUGAUGUUGCCGCAGAUGAGCUCACCCUAUGGCGCGUCUCCAUCCCCGUUGUUCCUCCCAAGGAGCGCAAGCCAGUCGUCCUGACCGAGAUUCCAUCAUCAACAGAGCUUGACCCGACGGACGACCUCUCUGACGUCUUCAAAGAAACGCCACCCAAGAAAACAAUUCACAUCAUUGUCCAGCGACUCCCACAAGGCAAUGCAGCCGCGAAAUGGCUUCAUUGCCACGUUGUCGCAUGAGGCUAACCAUUGUACUAACCUUAUUCACAUGCGUAAUUGCUCCGACAUAGUCCAGGCACCUGUCCCCGCUCGGGCGUCUACUCCACUUCCGGGCCACCUCUCGGAUGAAUCUGCCCCAAAAGCACCACCAGGUUCUCCGAGGCAGGCGAGGGAAGCAUUCAACACCCUUUUAGAGAGGCUCGAGAAGGAUAUCUUUCAUGCGGACUCUCCGGUUUCACGCUUCCUCUGUUCGUUCGUAAAAGGCGACCUCAGUAUCCCUGACGCAAAUUGCUCUGUCAAGGGUCUACAAA
Gamsiella multidivaricata is the source of this 1137-nucleotide messenger RNA. RefSeq lists its product as uncharacterized. Bases 110 to 847 code for a protein of 245 amino acids. The record is from RefSeq and is a predicted model, not a curated record. The transcript is spliced from 2 exons. Lineage: Eukaryota; Fungi; Mortierellomycota; Mortierellomycetes; Mortierellales; Mortierellaceae.